Messenger RNA from Metarhizium brunneum ARSEF 3297, 687 nucleotides. The record is from RefSeq and is a predicted model, not a curated record. Lineage: Eukaryota; Fungi; Ascomycota; Sordariomycetes; Hypocreales; Clavicipitaceae.
AUGUCCCCCAACAGUGAUAAUGCCAUGGCUCGAUUCCUUUUUGCCAUCUUGAAGCAAAAAAAUCUCAAGGAUCCAUUCAAGAUUGACUGGAACCAAGUCGCCCAGGAUCCUGUUCUGCUGCAGCCCAUUACGAAUGGACAUGCUGCCAGAAUGAGGUACUCUCGCUUCCGGGCCACCGUCACUGGUCAUGAACCCCAGAAGCGUGGCCGCCAUGGUGAAAAGGAUCGAGUGUCCAAGCCUUCCAAAAGGGACCACGCGUCCAAGAAGGACGCCAUUAUCAAGUCGGAGUCUGGUGUGAGCCUUGCCUCUCUCGCUCAGCAGUACUCUCCGGCCUCGCUGCCAUCUCCAUAUCUGGGUGACAACGAUGACUUGAACGCCCGAUUCCUCACACCCUGUAGCGACGACAUGAUGUCCAUCCGGCCUGCCGUCAUCGAGAAGCGCCGACACCGAGACUCCAACGCCUUCUCCCCCAUGAUGGACAACAACUCGGAUUUCUUCACAGAUUCCGGGAGUCUCACAAACUCACCGGCAUUUUCAGCCUUUGAUGCUGCCUAUGACCUGGGAAGCUAUAGCACCGUAGCUGCCGAUUUCCAAAGCCACGACCCAUCCGACCUCGGUGGUCCUCAGUCGGUGUUGGACUGUGGCCAUGAGUGGAACGAGCGCUUCCAUGACCCCCAGCUUUUUUGA